AUGUCACAGCUGGUCAUCUUUAUUGGCCAACGGUCCAAUUCCGCACUAUGCGGCCCGGAGCCAGUCAAGACGUCCACGUCAAUGGGUGACUCACGCAUGGAUGGGCGACUAAAGUACAGUAACGGUCCAAACACUGGGCUUCCGCCUAUUGGUCCGCCAUAG
Messenger RNA from Echinococcus granulosus, 162 nucleotides. RefSeq lists its product as hypothetical. Bases 1 to 162 code for a protein of 53 amino acids. The record is from RefSeq and is a predicted model, not a curated record. The transcript is spliced from 2 exons. Lineage: Eukaryota; Metazoa; Platyhelminthes; Cestoda; Cyclophyllidea; Taeniidae.